Mya arenaria is the source of this 3035-nucleotide messenger RNA. RefSeq lists its product as uncharacterized. The transcript is spliced from 9 exons. Gene Ontology annotation, biological process: mitochondrial protein catabolic process; mitophagy by internal vacuole formation. Lineage: Eukaryota; Metazoa; Mollusca; Bivalvia; Myida; Myidae. Gene Ontology annotation, cellular component: mitochondrial outer membrane. The record is from RefSeq and is a predicted model, not a curated record. The coding region runs from base 526 to 2652 and encodes 708 amino acids.
GAUUUGAAUGGUAAUUGCCUUGUGCUAUGAUCAUGGAUAAAAGCUGUCAUUGUCUUGUCGCUGUAUUGAAAGGCCUUGCUGACGCUAAAUUGAAUUUUUGUCAUUAUAUUUUAAGCUUAAUUAUUUUUGAACAAUUAUUCGUAAAAAGGACACAAUGAAGUCUUUGUUUCUCCUGUUUCAUAAAAUUGAUUUCAACUUUCAAUUUUUGAAGUCGACUGGUUUAAUAAUGAUAUCAGUAAUGUGUUGAUUUAUUAUUAUAAUUUCUGCAUGUAUUGUUUUCAUGGGAAUGGUAAUUAUAACUAUUCAUAUUACAUAGAAGAAAAGGGGUUAUCAUUUAAAUUAUGUUUAGUCAGUCGAUGAGGCUAUUUGGGGAUUAUAAUUGCUUAAAAAUAACUUUCACAUAUAAAUUAUGCUUAUUUGAAUGAAGAUUUUCCACAAAGGACAGUUGUUAACUCAUUUGUUUCAAGGAAAUAUGGAUUUGAUUUGGAGCAUUUAGUCGGAGCAAUUAAUAGUUUUGGAAGUAAGAUGGAUCGCAUUAAGCCGGAGAAGUUGCCACGGCAACGUGUUCAGAAAUUGUGGCGAAAUGUUCGAUGGGCUGAAACAUUUCCUGAUGACUCAUUGACAGUUGAUGAAAAAGACAUUACUCCAAAUUAUGCUCUCCGGAAAGUUGCGUUGCUAUUUGAAAAUAAAAAAUUUCGUGAGUGUGCAUCACUGAUACGGAGACUGAAUUGUGUGACUUUAAGUAGCAUUCUACAUGAAGUUCCGAUAGAAGUGCUACAUGAUUCCCUACCUCAGAGUCUCAAUGUACUAGAGGCUUUAUACGGGAAACUGUAUGAAACUUCCGACAGUCCAGAAGAGUUUCCAAAGGAUGAUCUACAAAUUGAACAUUUUCUGUUGAAACUUGUUGGUUUAUUCGCUCAGCAAUCCAGUUUGAAUAACAAACAUGAGAAAAAUUCCAACAGUGUCUACCCAUCUUGCAGGAGCAUUUUGCGUAUUAUUUCCUGGGUGGAUCCAAAUACAAGGCGCAAUAUUCGGAGUAAGAAGCGUGAAUUGGAUAAAUGCCUCAGACAUUUAGGUAGACAUGGGCUUGUAGAGAGUUCUGAAGGCUCUCUUAUGAAUCUACACGAUGCAUUUAAAAUAGAAUUCGAAAAAGUAGUGUACCAAUACCGCUGCGCAUUACACAAACUUGAGGAAUUAAAUCUCUCAUCAAAACAUCCGACAGGGAGUUCUGUUAUUUGGGGGCCAGCACCCUCAUCUUCCAGCCACCAUCGUCUCAUGCAAAUAACGCGUGAUGACGUACAAGAGCGCAUCAUCAAAAAUCGUACACUCUACAAUUUGUCUGAGCCAGCUAUCCUGAACCAGUAUUUGAAGAAGUUUAUUCACGCUCUGGAAAAGCGGAUUGAAUAUGACAAAGUCAUUCUCUUCCACGAUACGGAGCUGAAGAAAAUCAGCCGCUCGGACGACGAGGAGCAGAAGUUCUUGUCUGUUAGUCUCAAAGAAUUCUCCAUGGGCUACAGUGUGGUUCUGCAACUACUGAAAGAGGUGGCUGAAGAGGACGCCCAAACAGAUGAUGGUGAUGAUGUGUUUGCGUCUAGCGAUGAGGACACAAUCUCACCUCUGAUGCACAAGGACCGGGUCCGCAGUCUCUCUAGCACCAGUAGUCUCCUGUCAAAUAAAUCAUCCUCAGGUGGCAGCACUGGUCGACGACGACAGUUGAUGAAAGGACGGUCAUUUACUGCAGGUACUCGUCCAUCCAUUAUCCAUAUGGGCCAGACAUUUCGUCAGGGUGGGAAUGGCCUUCAAAAUGGCUUCCACUCAUUCAACCUUCAAAAUGGCACCCUCCCUGCGAGAAUUGGCAAAAUGAUAUCAGUCGGUGAAGAGAAAUCCCUGGAGCACCAAGUAGACGUGCUGCGUGCCCAGCUAGACCACUCCCUAGACACGAUACACCAUCUGCAGGAGAGGGAAAAACAAUGCCUUCAAACCAUGUCUGAGCUACAGCUCCAAAUCAACAACCAGAAUAGCAAACCUCAGGAUGUCGCAAAACUGCAAGAACUUGUACGCAGGUUUAAGUCCCUGUACGACACAGAUCGAAGAAUAGCUCUAGAAGCACUUGACUCACUUACUGAGCUGAAAGAAGUCCACUCGUUAAAGGGAAAAAUACUCUUCUCUGUUAUUGUUCUUUCCUUUCGCUCAGUCCAGCAAAUGUUACACGAGUUACGAGGGAAGGUUCGUCACCUACUAAAACUUCCUGUUCCAAACAUGCCCAUGUCCACCCCUGAUGAUCCUGUUGCUAUGGAGAUGGAGACCCACAUAGAGAACUACCUCUGUCGGGCUGAACAGAGGUUUGACAUCUCAACAUGUGUACAGGAGGUGAGCUCCCAAAUAUUCGCCACUCUGUAUGACUAUCCAUGUCUCAAGGAAUGCGAGGGGCUCGUAUCAUACAUCACAAAUUGUGUUCAUUCAGCAUGGACCUUGAGUGUACAGACACCACCGUUUCUGAUCGUGUAUGACUCGCGAGUGUUUAACAACGAGGUACAUGUGCGGACAGAGGAUUCCGAUAUUCAGUCUGUGAUGAUUCAAAACUUUUUAUGGCCUUCUUUACUGCAAGGAAGUAAUGGGCCGUGUGUACAGAGAGGAAUUGUUGAGACUUGACAUAACAUUAGUUUUAAUGUGUACGAUGGAGGAGACUUUCACAUAUUAUUUUUUCAGCUUUAAUUUAAACCUAUUUAAUGCCAGAGUUACAUUUUAUUUAAAAGAAUUGUUAAACAAACUUAUUUUUUAAGUUAGUUAUUAAAGAAGUGUUUAAUUAUUUAUUUGUUUUACAAUAUACAUUUAUUUUUUGAAGCCAAAGAAUUCUUUGUUAAAUGUAUUGUGGUUUUUAAAAGGUGUUACACACAGUAAUGGAGUUUACAGACAUGGGCAUUUAUAACAGUCUGCAUUUGCAUGUAUUUAGUCCCACCCUUGUUAUAUGGCUUAUGGCUUUUACAACUAAUGUUCAUACCCAUUAAAGUGUUUAAAAUAAAAUAGUGUACAUU